AUGAGGAAUGAUGCGGUGCAGAACGAUACAUGGCUGCUAGAUCCUCUCAUGACGGAACAAGUCGCGCGUCCUCCGAUCCUCACGCAUGAUAUGUCCAUACAACCCAGAUUGAAUGAGACGCCCGACAUUUUCAGCCGGCGUCUGUAUCAAUAUACCAAAGGUGCACCAGCCUUAUGCGGCACCACGGCGCGGCUCCUCAGUCUGCACUCGACGCCAUUCUUAUGCAAGGCACUUGAUGCGUACAUGUUGCGCUUCCAUUUCCAAAGAUACCCGAUCGAUAUUGCACUGCGCUACUUUUUGGCGCUCGAGCACCUGCCAACCGAGUCGCAGCAGAUCGAUCGAAUUCUCAUGGCUUUUGCGCGGCGGUACGCGGCAUGCAAUCCAGAUACGACGAAUACAGAUACUACAUAUUUUCUUUCUUUUGCCCUGCUGCUUCUUCAUACUGACCUUCAUGCCCAGCACGCUCGGCCUCGACUGAGCCAGUCGGCAUUCGUGUCACUGGCAAGCCCCAGCAAGAUGCCAGCCGUCGUGCUCGAAUGUCUAUAUGAUAAUACGAGCCUCGUUGAGUUUAUGUUUAUGCGCGGGCGUCUGAGUACGGAUAGCCGACGUGCUGCAGAUCGCGAGCGCUAUGCACUGUACAAACUGAUCAUGUCAGGGCAGGUGUUGAAUCUGCAGAGUCAACAGCGUUUGAUGCUUCCACUGCAGUAUGCGUCUCGCUCGUGGACAGCCCAAGAUAUUCAGCAUGCCAAGCUCAAGGCGCAGACAAUUUUGGUCACGGUCCCUUCGCGCUGGCGCAAGCGACAAGCUGCACAGUACCGUGUGCAGUGCUUGCUGAGCGGCGCGGUACGGCUGUGCCGCGUCAGUGAGGACGAGCUAGAUGACGUCAAAAAUGGCUGUUGGCGGUCAUGGAUAAUCAUGGUAACGAGUUCAGCGCUAUUUUGGUGUAAAGACAUGCCAGAUACGACCCUGCGUCUUGAGCAAGUGCAGCCCUUGUCUGAUGCGCUCUGUGUCCAGGAUGCAUUGAUGCCACAUCUUCUGCGUCUGCGCAUUCAGCAGCGAUGGCUUAUGUUGGAUGCCGGUGAUCAGCGUGAUGCAUGGCUCGAUCACCUGAACUACGCGGCGAGCCUGGCGAUGUGCCAGGAUCCAUUAGACGAAUCGCUGUGCAUACCCGUGGGACUGACGCUGACAUGCCAGUUCGUGGCGCCCUCCAUGGCAGAGCCAAUGGCUGGUAAUGUGUACCUCAUGCGUGCUCAAAGGAUGCUGACCACUCGGCAAUAUGUUACGACGCUGUGCGUACGCCACAAGGCGCUCGUGCAUGCCGAGGAAGAGAGCCGUCGGUAUGCUCACCACCUAGGUAUGUUGACACCGCUGCGCAAGUCGAUGCGCGAUUACAUCGAGCACGCGAUGCACGCCGCGCUGCGCUCGCUCCGUGCGACGCAAUGGGAGCUCGCAUUCGUGGCAUGUCGCCUAAACUUUCUGCGUGCCGAGCAGCGCCUGCUGGAGAGACAUUUACAUCAUCACUACGUAUAA
This is a messenger RNA of Malassezia restricta, 1530 nucleotides long. RefSeq names its product guanyl-nucleotide exchange factor. Lineage: Eukaryota; Fungi; Basidiomycota; Malasseziomycetes; Malasseziales; Malasseziaceae. The transcript has a single exon. Bases 1 to 1530 code for a protein of 509 amino acids. The record is from RefSeq and is a predicted model, not a curated record. Gene Ontology annotation, molecular function: guanyl-nucleotide exchange factor activity. Gene Ontology annotation, biological process: regulation of ARF protein signal transduction.